This is a messenger RNA of Myripristis murdjan (pinecone soldierfish), 1671 nucleotides long. RefSeq names its product high-affinity choline transporter 1-like. The record is from RefSeq and is a predicted model, not a curated record. NCBI's taxonomy places the organism in Eukaryota, Metazoa, Chordata, Actinopteri, Holocentriformes, Holocentridae. The coding region runs from base 1 to 1671 and encodes 556 amino acids. Gene Ontology annotation, biological process: acetylcholine biosynthetic process; transmembrane transport; choline transport. Gene Ontology annotation, cellular component: plasma membrane. Gene Ontology annotation, molecular function: choline:sodium symporter activity. The transcript is spliced from 8 exons.
AUGGCUGUCAAUAUUCCAGGUCUGGUAAUGAUGGUGAUAUUCUACUUGCUGGUGCUGGGAAUUGGCAUCAUGGCAUCUGUAAAGACUAAGAAGCUGGAAAAAGAUGCCCAGGGUGGCCAGAUGGAAGUUGCCUUUUUAGCUAACCGGGGGGUCAACUUGGCAGUGGGUAUUUUCACAAUGUCAGCCACAUGGGUUGGAGGUGCCUUUAUCAUUGGUGUUGCAGAGACAGUGUACAGUCCCAACAAAGGACUGCUCUGGGCUCUUAUCCCCCUGCAAAUAUCAUUCUCAUUUGUUAUAGGUGGGCUAUUCUUCACCAAGCCAAUGAGGGACAACAAUUAUAUCACUAUGAUGGGUCCUUUUGAGCACAAGUAUGGAAAAGUACUGACUGGGCUCUUUUCCAUUAUUCCACUAUUAACUGAAGUCCUGUGGGCUCCUUCCACACUGAUUUCUUUGGGGGCAACCAUGAGCGUGGUUUUGGAUUUGCCCUUCAGUCUCUGUGUAUGGAUCUCUGCUACAGUGGCUAUCAUCUACACUGUUCUUGGAGGUCUCUAUUCAGUUGCUUACACUGAUAUCAUCCAGCUCUGUCUGGUGUUUUCUAGCUUGUGGCUGUGCAUCCCCUUUGUUCUGACAAGUGAUGUUUACACUGAUAUCACGAAAACAGCGUUCAACCAAACAUAUCAGGCACCCUGGAUUGGCAAGAUUGAGUCUGAUGACAUCUGGAGGUGGAUCGAUCAGUUUCUGGUGAUGAGUGUGGGGAAUUUGGCAACUCAAGACUUUCAUCAAAGGACGCUCUCGUCCAGCUCAACCUCCACAGCCAGGAUCAUCUGUUUCGCUGCAGCGGGUGUUGUCAUCAUUCUUGGAAUUCCUCCGAUAUUGAUUGGUGCCGUUGCAGCUUCAACAGACUGGAAUUUGACAUCAUACGGUUCUCCCACUCCAUUUGAGCGAGGCCACACGGCUAUGAUACUGCCCAUCACUCUUCAGCAUCUGACCCCGACUUACGUCUUCGCUUUUGGCAUUGGAGCGAUUGCCGCCGCCGCGAUGUCAUCAGCUGACUCUUUCCUGUUGUCGGCCAGCUCCAUCUUCACCAAAAACAUCUACACGCUCAUCAGGAGUCAGGCAUCAAAUAAGGAGCUGCAGUGGGUGAUCCGUGUCUCCGUGGUGGUUGUAGGACUUUUCGGCACAUCUCUCUCCGCCCUGGAAAACAGCGUCAUGGUGUUCUGGAUCCUCGCCUCGGACCUGACUUACACCGUCCUUCUCCCUCAGCUGAUUUGCGUCCUCUAUUUGGAGAUAUCCAAUGGCUACGGGGCCAUCAUGGGCUACUUUGUUGCACUGCUGAUGAGAGUGUUGUGUGGAGAGCCGUUGUUAGGCAUCCCCGUCAUCCUCCAAUUCCCAGGCUGCACUCUGGAAAAUGGGGUUUAUAUUCAGCAUUGGCCCAUCAAGACCAUCUGCAUGCUCUCUGGUCUACUCUCCAUUUUCGUGUUUUCCCUCGUGGCCUCACACCUGUUCAACAAGGGGAUCCUUCCUGAGGAGUGGGACGUGUUCAAGGUGAAAUUCCAGGAAGCACCGACACCGCUGGAUGACAUCAACGAGGAGGCGGUCAAAGAGGAGGCACUCGCUCCAAAUGAAAAUGGCAGCUCUGUGUUGGAGCCAAUGCUGGACACAAGGUGCUAA